AUGAACGUGUCUGAAUCCUCAAGCUCUGGAUCUGAGCUUUCCGAUGAGGAUGUCCUAGGAGCCGUCGACAUUCCUUUCGAAUAUCAGGGCAGUCCCUAUACCUUGGCUGAAAAAAAGGCCUUUCAGAUCAUGGAGGUAGAAAGCCAGAAAAUCGAUGAAUUGAUGGCCAAAUUUACCAAGGGCUUCGACCCCGGUGCUUUUGGAGGCGUUAUUAUGGCGUACAUACCCAAGCUGACUGAGGGACUUUUCCCUGGCUCUUAUGCACAUCUCCUGAUUCUUCUUUUCGAGACCUUUGACGUGAUUCAGCACAUCCAGCUGGGCCUUGAAGCCUUAAUGGGAAGCCAGCACCAGGUCUCUCCCACCCACCAGCCAAGUGCGACCAACAUCACUGAUGAAGCUUUCUUUGCCAAGGAGAUUGGCAUGCUGAGAAAACUAUUGGCGCCGAUUCGUGAAGGAACCAGGAAUUCAAUCUUCUGGGUGGGUACCAGACGUGUGCAUACCCCUAGGAUCAGCGAGCAGCUCGAAGCGGCCAUCAGAGUGAUAGAAACAUUCAAGGAUGACCUCUGUGCGGCGCUAAAACCAGACCAUGAGUGCAAAACCAUUUACAGUACCCUCCCGGUGUCAGUCGAACGUACUGCAAUGUACAGUAUGAAGCAGCUUCGUCUAGACACCUGCAGAGCCACCCUGCAAUGGGACAACUUCAACGGCUCUGAGCUCGAGCUUACCUCAUUCUUUUGCUUCUACAAAGAACAUAUCAUGAAGACUGAACCCGCCAAGGCGAGAGCAUCCGGGUGGCUGCCUCCUAAAUCCCCUGGUACCCCUCGUCUGUCGGCUGAAGAAGCAAGCGAAGGCGAUUUAGCAAGCUGGGCCUCUCACGGGGUUGAGAACGAACUCAUUGAUCUCAUGCUUAAAAUUGCUUUGUGGCUCAGCCUGGCAAGAGGUCUGCCAGCUGUUCAUUUGUUCUGUGACGUCGUUAGACUCUUUGUCAUGGAACAGCCGUCCAAGCCCACCACCAACGAGUAUCGUCGGUUCUUAUGGCAUUCCAUCCGCCUUCGGGCUGCCACCGGGGCCGCACUGUUGUCGCCGUCUCCUGUUGUGCCUGACAAUAAGAACUUUCCCACUCGCAAUGUCGAUUACUUCCAGGACAUCUGGAGAACGGGCCACCAACUUUCACAGGGGCUAUUCGACAACACCUCUUUGCUUGCUAAACAUAACGUCCCCAACUUCAAGCUUGCGAAGCCCCCUGCUGGUCGCCGUUCCGGCCAUGGAGAUAUGCAAGUAGCCACCCAGGCCGCUGUUCCCGAAAACUUGCCUGCUCAUGAAAACUUGCCCGAUAUCCCGUCCACUCCAGAGGAAGAACAUGUUGAAGAAGAAUCCCCCGACGACUGUGGCUUCGCGCUCUCACCCCCUGAACAGUCUCCGGUGUUUCGAACCAGAACUGUUUGA
This is a messenger RNA of Aspergillus puulaauensis, 1446 nucleotides long. RefSeq lists its product as uncharacterized. Lineage: Eukaryota; Fungi; Ascomycota; Eurotiomycetes; Eurotiales; Aspergillaceae. The record is from RefSeq and is a predicted model, not a curated record. The transcript is spliced from 3 exons. Bases 1 to 1446 code for a protein of 481 amino acids.